CUCUCGCUGCGCUGCCUGCGCGGCCGCGGGCAGAGCUUCGGGCAGACGCGCUUCAUCUGCACCUCGGUGCCGCUGGACGGGGACAUGUGCGCCGCCACCGCGCCGGGCACCGGCUCCGCCGAGGAGCUGAAAAGUACGGUGCUGCAGCUGCGGGAAACGGUGCUGCAGCAGAAGGAGACCAUCAUGAACCAGAAGGAGACCAUCCGGGAGCUGACGGCCAAGCUGGGCCGCUGCGAGAGCCAGAGCGUGCUGGAGGGGCCGCCCGGCGAGGCCAAGGGCGGGGGGGCCGGCAGGAAGGCCGGCUUCUCCAAAAACACCAUGGGGGACCUGUCGCGGGCGCCCGCCGCCGAGACCCUCAGCCAGCUGGGGCAGACGCUGCAGUCCCUCAAGACCAGGCUGGAGAACCUGGAGCAGUUCAGCAGGAUGAACUCCUCCGGCCAGACCAACAACCUGAAGGACAUCCUGCAGAACAAAAUCGACGACCUGGAGCGGCAGGUGCUGUCCCGGGUGAACAGCCUGGAGGAGGGCAAGUUCAACCCCAAGAACGAGUCCGAGGAGCGCGGCAAGAUCGAGAGCACCCUCACGUCGCUGCACCAGCGCAUCAGCGACCUGGAGAAAGGCCAGAAGGACAACCGGCCCCCGGACAGGUUCCAGCUCACCUUCCCGCUGCGCACCAACUACAUGUACGCCAAGGUGAAGAAGAGCCUGCCCGAGAUGUACGCCUUCAGCGUCUGCAUGUGGAUGAAGUCCAACGCCUCCCCCGGCAUGGGCACCCCCUUUUCCUACGCUGUGCCCGGGCAGGCUAACGAGCUGGUGCUCAUUGAGUGGGGCAACAACCCCAUGGAGAUCCUCAUCAAUGACAAGGUGGCCAAACUGCCCUUUGUCAUCAAUGACGGCAAGUGGCACCACAUCUGCGUCACCUGGACCACACGGGACGGCGUGUGGGAAGCCUACCAGGACGGCACGCAGACCGGCAGCGGCGAGAACCUGGCACCCUACCAUCCCAUCAAGCCCCAGGGGGUCCUGGUCCUGGGGCAGGAGCAGGACACGCUGGGCGGCGGGUUCGAUGCCACACAGGCCUUCGUGGGGGAGCUGGCCCACUUCAACGUGUGGGACAGAAAGCUGAGCCCCGGGGAGGUGUACAGCCUGGCCACCUGCAGCACCAAGGCGCUCGCGGGCAACGUCAUCGCGUGGGCUGAGGCCAACAUCGACAUCUACGGCGGGGCCACCAAGUGGACUUUCGAGGCCUGUCGCCAGCUCAACUAG
Molecule: messenger RNA, 1266 nt
Organism: Haliaeetus leucocephalus (bald eagle)
Lineage: Eukaryota; Metazoa; Chordata; Aves; Accipitriformes; Accipitridae
Gene: NPTX1
Product: neuronal pentraxin I
Exons: 5
Biological process (GO): axonogenesis involved in innervation
Cellular component (GO): neuron projection; plasma membrane
Source: RefSeq, a predicted model, not a curated record